AUGGCUUCUCGAGUGAUUCUUUCGCAUGCAAAGUUUCUGGGUUAUGUCGCUUUUAAUGAACUGAAUUUCGUUCGUUCGUCAGUUUCUUUCGGCUAUCGUUGCGUAAGAAAUGCCAGUUAUGUUAAUUUUUCAAAAAAAUUGACAAGAAAUAACGACUCAAGGGAAAUAACUGCAUCAACAAGUUUGGUACAAAAUGGUGUCAGAAGUUUCAGUUUACAACAUUGGCAUGGUAUAAGAGCAUCCAAACUCACAGUGGAUAAUAUCAAGGAUUAUGAUGAAAACAUUGGAUGCCCAAUCUGCAGAAGAAACAUUACCUUCACUUAUAAAGAUGUAUUAUUCUUAUCACAGUUCAUGUCUCCAAAAGGUUACAUCCUUAAUCGAAGAGUGACAGGUGUUUGCUCAAAGCAGCAGAGGAAAUUAGAGAAAGCUAUCAGAAUAUCACAAAGGCUUGGGGUUCUUCCUAAACUGUCACCAAUACUGAUAAGAGAGCUGGAAAGCCAGAAGCAGGCUCAGGAAUAAAGUCACGAGUCAAUCACAAACUUGAGUCACUGGUCACUUUGGGAUCAGCAUCCAGCUGAAUACGAUGUCUUAUCAGAAUCAUGUUUUUCACAAUUGACAAGCCCAGUCUUACUCUAGUGGUAAAAGAGUCCUCAGUCCUCAGAAAGACCUGCUGCCCAAUUUUUUUGCCUCAUGGAAAUAUUCUCCAAGAAAAAAUGGAAGCAGAAUACUAUGUUUACUAUGUCUUUGAAAUGACAACAAACUCAUUUAUAAGCAGUGAUUUCAUCACUCUUUGCAAACAAUACAAGCAUAAUAAUAUGUUUAUUUGGUAAAAUGUCAUUCAAAUAACAACAAAUUCAUUUUAAUUUUUUUGUAUGGGUUCUGCAUGACUGAAAUACCUGACAAGCUUUUAGAUGACUCAAAUAAAAAUGAUAGCACAACAUUAAAAGAUGCUUUCUUCUUUCUUC
Pocillopora verrucosa is the source of this 965-nucleotide messenger RNA. RefSeq lists its product as uncharacterized. The record is from RefSeq and is a predicted model, not a curated record. Lineage: Eukaryota; Metazoa; Cnidaria; Anthozoa; Scleractinia; Pocilloporidae. Gene Ontology annotation, biological process: mitochondrial translation. Gene Ontology annotation, molecular function: small ribosomal subunit rRNA binding; structural constituent of ribosome. Gene Ontology annotation, cellular component: ribosome; mitochondrial small ribosomal subunit.